UCAAAAUUCCCAACUCAAUUCUCAGACACCUAACAACAACCAAGGAACCCAAAGCUAUUCCUCCGAUCUAACUGGGUUCCAAAUCCCAAUGGCUCAAAAUCAAAAUGCAAGAGCAAGACCCACAACCAUUCUCGAUUCCCUUGGCGAAGAAAUCAUUAGAAUCAUCACCCCAGUUUCAAUCUGCAUGUUUUUGGUGGUCAUCCUUGUAUCUGUACUCAACACUGACGCAGAUUCCUCCGCCUCAUCCUUCACCACCAUAGCAUCCGCCGCUUAUUCCGAGAGCGGCUCGGACUCAGCGUGGGACAAGCUCAAAGGUGCCCUUUUGAAUGCCCUCAUAUUCGUUGCUGUAGUUACUGUUGUUACCUUCAUUCUCGUACUCCUGUUCUAUUUCCGAUGCACCGGUUUCCUGAAAUACUACAUGGGUUUCUCUUCAUUUCUCGUCUUGGGGUUUAUGGGCGGUGAAAUUGCACUUUUCUUGAUCCAAGACUUCAGCUUUCCUGUUGAUUGUGUUAGUUUUGGUUUGGUAUUGUAUAAUUUCACUGUUGUUGGUGUUCUUGCUGUGUUUAUGUCAAAGAUGGCGAUUUUUGUAACACAAGGGUACUUGGUUGUCAUUGGAGUGUUGGUUGCUUAUUGGUUUACAAUGUUGCCCGAAUGGACGACUUGGGUGCUUCUCGUUGCAAUGGCAUUGUAUGAUCUUGCUGCAGUUUUGUUGCCUGGGGGGCCAUUGAGGCUAUUGGUUGAGCUUGCAAUUUCAAGAGAUGAAGAUAUCCCUGCUCUGGUUUAUGAGGCUAGGCCGGUUAUCAAUCACGAUUCAGUUCCCAGGGGAACUGUGAUACAAAGGAGAGUGUGGAGAGAAAGAUCCGGGAAUGGUUCCGAUUCAAUUGAGAAUUUAGACGCUAGGCCUGAAUUAAAUCCAAAUUCCAGCUCUAGUUUGGAUUCGUCUGCUAGAAAUGAUCAAAAUGAGACGAAUUUGGUUAGUGCUGAAGAGGGUCGCAGUACAAGGGAAGAGGAUUCCGAGCUCUCUGCUCCACUAAUUCAGCAUAGUAGUAUAACUGCCCGCUUGAAUUCACCGGAGGGGCCAAGAGAUAAUUUUGCACUUGAAGGAGUUGGCUUAGGAUCCUCUGGUGCGAUUAAACUGGGGCUUGGUGACUUUAUUUUCUACAGUGUAUUAGUCGGCAGAGCUGCCAUGUAUGAUUUCAUGACAGUAUAUGCUUGUUACCUCGCGAUUGUAGCUGGUCUUGGCGUUACUCUCAUGCUUCUUGCUUUAUAUCAGAAAGCUUUGCCAGCUCUACCCGUGUCAAUUAUGCUAGGUGUGUUGUUUUAUUUUUUAACUCGAUUUUUACUUGAAGCUUUUGUUGUGCAAUGUUCUAUGAACUUAUUGAUGUUUUAGAAAUAUAUUGGCUAUUGCAAUGUUUAAUGGAUCUAUCAAUGUUUCAGAAAUAUAUUGAUUACUUGGUGGUAAAAUUUGUUGA
This is a messenger RNA of Ipomoea triloba (trilobed morning glory), 1472 nucleotides long. Its product is annotated as presenilin-like protein At2g29900. Bases 89 to 1390 code for a protein of 433 amino acids. Gene Ontology annotation, cellular component: nucleus; membrane. Gene Ontology annotation, biological process: protein processing. The record is from RefSeq and is a predicted model, not a curated record. NCBI's taxonomy places the organism in Eukaryota, Viridiplantae, Streptophyta, Magnoliopsida, Solanales, Convolvulaceae. The transcript has a single exon. Gene Ontology annotation, molecular function: aspartic endopeptidase activity, intramembrane cleaving.